Messenger RNA from Eucalyptus grandis, 2629 nucleotides. Its product is annotated as pre-mRNA-splicing factor CWC22 homolog. The coding region runs from base 180 to 2000 and encodes 606 amino acids. Gene Ontology annotation, molecular function: RNA binding; protein binding. The transcript is spliced from 8 exons. Gene Ontology annotation, biological process: mRNA splicing, via spliceosome. The record is from RefSeq and is a predicted model, not a curated record. NCBI's taxonomy places the organism in Eukaryota, Viridiplantae, Streptophyta, Magnoliopsida, Myrtales, Myrtaceae. Gene Ontology annotation, cellular component: catalytic step 2 spliceosome.
UCCUAAGAGAAGAGGAGAGGAGAGGAGAAGAGGUUUCCUCUCUCGUUGCGCUGCUUCCCGCUUCGAUCUUCUCCGGUUUUGGCGGAAAGUCUCUCGCUUUCUUCGCAUCUCGCCUCACUCGCCUCUACCCAUCGGCGUCGGAGGGUCGCAGUUUGUGGUAAUCUUUCCAGUAGCAACAGAUGAAGAAAGGUUCUCGUCGAGCAAGGGAAGAGGAUGAGAGGAGAGAUGGACCGGAAAGAAGACAGAGGUAUGAUAGUGACUUGAAGCAGGAUGAGAUAGAGGGAAAGGGAACAGAUGGUGAGAAAGAGGGAAUAGAUGGCAGAAACGCUGAUAGUUGGAGAUCAGAGCAACCAGCAUCGUGGGAUGAUGCAUCAAACUUGGGCAGAAGUGGAGGAAUUUACAUUCCUCCAUUUAAGUCGGCCCAAAUGAUGAAAGAGGUGGAAGAUAAAAGCAGCAUUGAGUAUCAACGGUUGACGUGGGAUGCUUUAAGGAAGAGUAUAAACGGAUUGGUCAAUAAGGUCAAUGCAACAAACCUGAAGCAUAUUAUUCCUGAACUUUUUGCUGAGAAUCUCAUCCGUGGAAGAGGUCUGUUUUGCCGUUCGUGUAUGAAGUCGCAAAUGGCUUCUCCAGAGUUCACGGAUGUUUUUGCCGCAUUAGUUUCUGUCGUCAACUCAAAGUUUCCAGAGGUUGGCAACCUUCUACUGAGGAGGAUUCUCUUGCAACUCAAGAGAGCUUUUAAGCGGAAUGACAAGCCUCCAUUGCUUGCUGCUGUUAAAUUCUUGGCACAUCUAGUCAACCAGCGAGUGGCUCAUGAGAUUGUUGCUUUGGAGCUGCUCACUGUUCUGCUGGAAAAUCCUACCAAUGACAGUGUGGAGGUUGCUGUUGGUUUUGUGACCGAGUGUGGUUCCAUGCUGCAAGACCUAUCUCCUAAAGGACUACAUGGUAUCUUUGAACGGUUUCGUGGAAUUCUGCAUGAAGGCGAAAUAGAUAAGCGAGUUCAGUUUUUGAUUGAAGGCCUCUUUGCCAUUAGAAAAGCUAAGUUUCAGUCUGCAGUUCGUCCAGAAUUGGACCUUGUAGAGCAAGAAGAUCGACUAACACACGAGAUAUCACUCCAGGAGGACAUCGAUCCAGAAAUAACUCUUGACAUAUUCAAGCCUAAUCUGCAGUUCGUGGAGAACGAGAAGCGUUAUGAAGAAUUGAAGAAAACCAUCCUUGGUGAUGAGUGUGAGGAGGAAGAAGAUUCUGAAGGAGGCUCAGAAGAUGGAUCUGCUGAGGAAUUUGAUGAAGAAGAGGAUGAACAGAUGAAAAUUAAAGAUGAGACAGAGACAGAUCUUGUAAAUCUCCGGAGGAGAACGAUAUAUCAAACGAUUAUGUCCAGUGGUGAUUUCGAGGAAGCAGGGCAUAAGUUAUCACAAAUUAAACUAGAAGCUGGACAAGAGAUGGAGUUAUGUAUAAUGAUGUUGGAGUGUUGCAGUCAAGAGAGUACUUACCUCCGCUACUAUGGUCUGCUAGGGCAGCGGUUUUGCAUGAUCAACAAAGUUUAUCAAGAGAACUUUGAGAAAUGCUUCCUUCAGCAAUACUCAAUGAUUCACUGUCUUGAAACCAACAACAUGCGAAAUGUGGCAAAAUUUUUUGCCCACUUACUUAUAACUGAUUCUCUACCAUGGCACAUCUUUGCCUAUGUACGAUUGACUGAGGAGGACACCACUUCAUCAUCACGAAUAUUCAUCAAAUUCCUCUUUCAGGAACUGUCAGAGCAUCUGGGGAUCCAUUUGCUUAACGAACGCCUGAAUGAUCCAUUGAUGCAGGACUCUUUUGAAUCAAUUUUUCCUAAAGACAAUCUAAAGAACACAAGAUUCUCCAUCAACUUCUUCACAUCCAUUGGACUUGGCGGCAUAACUGAGAACUUGCGUGAGUAUUUGAAGAACAUGCCGCGCCUCAUCAUGCAGCAGCAGCAAGCAUCGUCAAGCUCAGAUGAUGAGUUGGGAAGUUCAAGCUAAUCUUCUUCUGAAUCAUCUGGAAGUGAGAGGGAUAGGAAACAGUAGAUAACAUAGUAGGGGAUACAUUUGUUUUGCUUGGGCUACUGAUGUAAAUAGAUUAAUGUGUUGUUGUCAUACUUAAAUUUCCUUUACCCUUGUUAUCUACUCUAGAGGCACUCCGGUUGAUCUUAAUGAGCAAAGGUAUGGGGAUUUGCUGAAAGAAAAGAGUUUCUUCUCUUUAAUGUUGACAGUGAAGACAUAUGGUGGCAUCAUCAUGCGGCAGCAGCAACCAUCGUCAAGCUCAGAUGAUGAGUUGGGAAGUUUGAGCUCAUCUUCUUCUGAAUCAUCUGGAAGUGAUAGGGAUAGAAAACGCAGUAGAUAGAGGACAUAUGAGGUGAUACUUCUGUUUUGCUUGGGCUACUGGUGUAAAUAGAUUUAAUGUGUUGCUGUCAUACUUCAAUUUCCUUUACCCACGUUAGCUACUCUAGAGUUACUCUGGUUGAUCUUAACGAGCAAAGGCAUAGGGAUUUGCUGAAAGAAAACAGUUUUUUUAUCUUAAAUGUUGACAGUGAAGACAUGGAGGCAGAGUAGGAUAUGCUGAAAGCUCAGUCUAGUGCUGUUCUUCAUGAAUUUGUGCAUCUUACUUAGCA